Messenger RNA from Clarias gariepinus (North African catfish), 3533 nucleotides. It is a transcript of the gene elmo3, whose product is annotated as engulfment and cell motility 3. The transcript has 21 exons. Gene Ontology annotation, biological process: cell motility; actin filament organization. NCBI's taxonomy places the organism in Eukaryota, Metazoa, Chordata, Actinopteri, Siluriformes, Clariidae. The record is from RefSeq and is a predicted model, not a curated record. Bases 221 to 2368 code for a protein of 715 amino acids.
UUAGUGCACUUCGUGUUGAAACGCGAUGGUUCUGGAGCAUAAACCCAAUUCUUACUCUGAAACUUAGACUGAAAGAACUGUUGCAACGCGCACGAAGCGUUCUUUUGAUGUCCGAAACAAUCGCCUUGUUUUAAAGGAUCAGAGACGUUGAUGUGCGGAGAUUUUGUGUGUCAGCAGAGUUUCGAGAGCAGAGCAGGCAUCCAGGCAACCGAGCAUCAAAAUGCCGCAGCAGAAGGACAUCGUGAAGAUUGCUAUUCAGAUGCCAGGGGCGUACCCUCAGCUCAUUCAGCUCGAUCAGAAAAAGCCUCUCACUUCAGUAAUAAAGGAAGUGUGUGACCGGUGGAAUCUAGCUGGUCCAGAGAACUACGCUCUUCAGUAUGCAGACGGCGCUCAUACCUACAUCACAGAGUCUAAUCGCUUGGACAUUAAGAACGGCAGCAUUCUUCGGCUGACCAAAGCUCCGGGUCGUUGUGCAGACGACCUUUAUAAGGGCAUCCAGAACUCCGACUCAGACGUGCGCUGCGAGUCCCUGAAGCAGCUGGCUUCCAUCUCCACAGACAUCACCUUCGCUCAGGAGUUCAUCAGUCGAGACGGCCACUCCCUGCUCGUCCAGAUCGUAGAGGACGCUAAAGAGGCGCCUCUGAUUAUGACCCACACACUCACAGCCUUCAUGGAGUUGAUGGACCAUGGGAUCGUCUCCUGGGAGAACCUCUCCAGUGUCUUUAUCAAAAAGAUUGCCGGGUUCGUGAACGCCAAGGUGAUGGACACCUCCAUCCAGCAGGUGUCCCUGGACAUCCUGGAGAGCAUGGUUCUGAGUAGUAGCAGCCUGUUCCACCAGAUCCGAGAGGAGAUCACAAUGGAGAGGCUGAUCGCCCAUCUGCAAGUGUCCAACCAGCAACUUCAGACCAAAGCUAUGGCUCUCCUCAUGGCCCUGCUGCAGACGGCUGGAGACGCAGACAGACAGAAUCUCUUUGCUUUUCUCGAGAAGAAGAAUCUUCGCCAGUAUAUUCACAAGAAUAUAAUCCAUAGUUCUGGUCCUAUUGGAGACGAGAUGGCUCACUAUCUGUACGUGCUGCAGUCGGUGUGUCUGAACCACCUGGAGGGCCGAAUGAGGACCGCUCUGGACUCCUUUAGUCAGGAACAGAGAGAGGCUCUGCAUAGUUUGCGGCAGGCGGUGUUCGAGACAGAUGCCGACGGCAGUUUAAGUACCGAGCGUCGCCGAUCUCUGUGCGCUAAAGAGUUCAAGAAGCUGGGUUUCUCUAACAAUAGUAACCCUGGUCAGGACCUGAGCCGGACUCCUCCUGGGCUUCUCGCUCUGGACACAAUGACGUACUUCGCCUCGCGUUACCCCGACGCCUACAGCAGGUUUGUUUUGGAGAACAGUAGCCGGGAAGAUAAACACGAGUGCCCGUUUGCCCGCAGCAGCAUCCAGCUAACGCUCAUGUUGUGCGAGAUCCUGCGUAUCGGAGAACCACCAUCAGAAACGGGCUCCAACUAUCACCCCAUCUUCUUUGCCCAGGACCGGCUGCUGGAGGAACUUUUCUGUAUCUGCAUACAGCUCCUGAACAAGACCUGGAAGGAGAUGCGAGCCACACAGGAAGACUUUGAUAAGGUCAUGCAGGUGGUGCGGGAGCAGAUCACAAGGACCCUGUCCAGUAAACCCACCUCACUGGAGCUUUUUAAGAACAAAGUGAACGCACUGAACUACAGCGAGAUCCUCAAACUGCGCCAGACCGAGAGACUGCACCAGGAGGAGACGCUCGCACCACCCGUGCUCGAGCUGAAGGAGCGUCUGAAGCCAGAGUUGUUGGAGCUGAUCAGGCAGCAGAGACUGAACCGUCUGUGUCACGGCACUCUGUUCCGCAAAAUCAGCAGCCGCCGGAGACAAGAUAAAUUGUGGUACUGUCGGCUGUCCCCUAACCACAAAGUCCUGCACUAUGGAGACGUCGAGGAGGAGACGGAGACGCCUUCCAUCGAGAGUCUGCAGGACAAGAUACCUGUGGCCGACAUUAAAGCCCUGCUGACCGGAAAAGACUGUCCUCACAUGAAGGAUAACAAGGGCAAACAAACCAAGGAGAUGUUGGAUUUGGCAUUCAGCAUUACGUAUGAUGUCGAGGAGUACAGCUUGAAUUUCGUCGCCUCCUCCAGAACAGAUUUUUGCUUGUGGACAGACGGCCUGAGUGUUCUACUUGGGAAGGAGAUGAGCAGCGAGUCCAUGCGCAGUGAGCUGGAGAUCCUCCUCUCCAUGGAAAUCAAACUCCGCCUCCUGGACCUGGAAAACGUCCCCAUUCCAGACUCAGCCCCGCCCGUCCCCAACCCGCCCAGCAACUUCAACUUCUGCUACGACUUCAGCCAGACGGAGCAUUAAAGCCAGACCGUGGGGCGUGAUUUCCUCCUCCUCCUCCUCCUCCUCCUCCUCCUGCUCCUCCUGCCCCUCCUGCCCCACCCAAGUGAGUCGACGAAUGAGGAAAAACUCAGCGGGAGAUUUGUGGAGCCGAGGAGCAGCGAGUGUGAAGCGGUAGGACACAGAAAAGCCCACUGCGGGGUGACGAGGAAAGCCGUCUAAAGAGGUUGUGACAGAGACCCACGCUUUCAGGACAUUGUGAGGGUGUAGGUGUAUGUCAUACAUGUACACCUGUUUCUGUGUGUGUGUGUAUCCAUCAAUAUAAUAUUUUUUUUUUUUUACCCUUUUCUAACAAGUACUGCACUCAUUUAAUUUCUUUAUCUAAACUUUUUUGUUUCAUUUUACUUCCUUAAACUGGUCUUCAGGAAGGUACGGUACUCAAGUGGCCUUUUUGAACCACAACGCUUUUAUAGAGGAACUUAAACUGACAAAUAAGGAGUAACACUCGUACACAAUAUGUAGAAGUACUUUACUCAAAUCAACCAAAUCGUGUGUUCACAUUAUGUUGGAAUUACGGUGAUUACCAGGUUAUACUAUUUAUAGCAUGAUGUAAAAAAAAAGGGGGGGGGGGGCUCUUCAUGGGUAUUUAGGGUCAGUUAGAUCAUCAUGCGUUCUUUCAUCAUGAUUUAAACCUGAUCAGGAUCAUCAAGAUUCCAGAAGCUUUCCCAGGAUCUCUACGUUUGAGACAGAAAUAUUCAAUUCAAUUUUAUUUGUAUAGUGCUUUUAACAAUUGUCAUUGUCGCGAAGCAGCUUUACACAAUCCAAAGAAUUAUUUAAGUUUGUAUGGAAUGUAAAUGUGUAUGAAUUAAAAUGGUCAGAUAGUCCCUGAUGAACAAGCCGAGGAUGACGGUGGCAAGGAAAAACUCCCUGAGAUGGUAAUGGGAAGAAACCUUGAGAGGAAUACACUGUGCAAUCGAUGUUGGUUCAUCUCAGAGCACCGCACACACACUCACUCUACACCUAGGGUAGCCAGUCCACCUACAUGAGAACAUGUCAAAGUGUGAAAAUCUACAUAAGUAACCUGAACAUUUUCUAAUUAAAUGAUUAUUAUCCUUAAGCGUUGUACAUUUUCCAGGGUCUGUAGAGAUACUGUAAUCCCAACGUGAUGUGAACAUGCUGUCUGGUCAGC